Messenger RNA from Closterium sp. Yama58-4, 1551 nucleotides. NCBI's taxonomy places the organism in Eukaryota, Viridiplantae, Streptophyta, Zygnematophyceae, Desmidiales, Closteriaceae. The record is from the annotation of a GenBank genome assembly.
AUGGGGGUCGGAACGGGGCAAGCGGAAGGCAGUCGCGGGCGGGGGAUGGUGGCGCGUGGAGGGAGAGGCGCAGGUGUGGUGCACGGGCAGGAAUGGAUGGGGGCGGGCGCGCAUGCGCGUGGGGAUGCGCGGAUGAGAGGAGGGAACGCUGGCAGGGGGUGGGACGUGGGUGGGGGAAUGGGGUACCUCAAUGGGCGGGUGAGUGGUGGAGAGGCAUUGGGAGCGGUGGGGGGCCAGCAGAGGCGUGUGGAUAGGGAGGAGUACGAAGGUGCAGCGAGGGGAAGGAGAGUGGCGAUGGCGUGGGGGUUGGAGGGCGACGAGGAAGGGGAUCGGUGGGAUCGGUGGGAUCGGGGGGGCGAGGAUUCACAUGCAAGGCAGCAGAUGGUGGGCUCAGCAGAUGGGAGAAUGCACCGCCUGCCGCAGCAGCAGCGUGAGUAUGAGCAGCAACGGCAGCAGGGGGGAGGGGGCGGCGAGGGGCAGUUUGGGGGUGUAGUGGGUGGCGGUGGAGUGGGUGGCGGUGGAGUGGGUGGCGGUGGAGUGGGUGGCGGUGGGGAGGAGCUUGGGCGCAGCGACGUGGGUGUGGGUGCGGACGGUGGGGGGCGUGGGGCAUGGGGGGAGUGGUACGGGGGGGAGGGUGGAGGAGCGGCAGAGGAGGAAUGGGAAGGAGAGGGAUGGGAGGAGUGGGGGGGAGAGGCAGGGGAGGAGUGGGGGGGAGAGGCAGGGGAGGAGUGGGGGGGAGAGGCAGGGGAGGGGGAGGAGGACUAUGAGCUGGGCUAUGCUGCUGGCCUCGCGGCUGCUCGUGAGGCCCUCCAACACGCCUCUACCGCCGCCACCACUACCGUCGCCACUGCUGGCGGUGCAGGAGUUGGUGCAGGCGGUGCAGGAGUUGGUGCUGGCGGGGCGGCUGUUGUGGGCGCUGCUUCCACGGGUGCGGUUGACGAGGGGGCAGCAGGCGGUGCUGCUGAGGCAGGCAUCGAUCUGAUGCUACCUCACCACCCGCCUGCUGCAGCACCACGGAGCGCAGCGGCUGCUCCUCACACAACGGAUGGGCCUCAUGUGCCCGCGGCAGCAGCGGCAGCGGCAGCGGCAGCAGGUGACAGCGCAGGCGAGCAGGAAGGGGCAGGCAGCGGCGGCGGUAGCAGCAGGCGGCGCGGCGGGGGAGGCGGGGGAGGGAGCAGGAGCGGGCGGCGCGUGCACGUGGACGUGAGUGUGAAGCGCGAGAUCUGUGAGCUGCGGAGCCUGCGCCCGGGCAUCACCGUGCCGGGCAUCAUACAUGUGUGCCGCGCCAAGUACCCGCACUUGCGCCUCACCCCCUCGCACGUGCGAGGCAUCCUCCACAACGCGCCCCACUGGAGCUCCUUGCUGGCGCAGCGCAGCAGCAAGUGUGUGCGUGCCCCUGAGAACAUGGCGCUGGAGGAGGCGCUGGUGGCGUGGGUGCGGGACAUGAAGGGCGGCCCCGGCGCCACCAAGGUGCAGCUGCAGGCCAUCUGCGCCAAGGGCCGCCAGCUGGGCCCCUCGUUUGGGGUCUCGCCCUCCUUCAGGUGCUGCUAG